AUGGGAUCAUGGAGCAAGAAAGAAGAUGACAAGCUCAUUGUAUACAUCCACGCCCAUGGUGAAGGCCGCUGGAAGUCUCUUCCCAAGGCAGCAGGCCUUCGGAGACGUGUGAAGAGCUGCAGACGCAGGUGGGUAAACUAUUUGAAGCCUGAUCUCAGAAGAGGGAAUUUCUCAGAAGAAGAAGAUGAGCUAAUCAUCGAGCUCCAACUCCUCUGGGGAAACAAAUGGUCUCGGAUUGCAGGGAGAUUGCCUCGGCGAACGGACAAUGAAAUAAAGAAUCACCUGGAAUCGACCCACAUCAAGAGAAAAUUGCUGAGCCGGGGAAUCGACCUACAGUCGCGCCGCACCAUUCAGCCCUUCCAUAGCGAUGGCAGCAGUAGCAGAGAUGACAGGUCUCCCAGUCACGAAAUUUCAAUGGUGGAUUCUUUACAGAGUGAGCCCUGCAUUGUGACAAGCAAUUUCGAUCUUGCUGCUUCAAAUGGUGCGAGUGGAAGCGAAGAGACGUGUGAUGUGAAUCUGGAAUUGACUCUCUGUUUGCAGUCUCCUGCCUCUCGUGCGAAUAUAUCGCAAUAG
This is a messenger RNA of Cryptomeria japonica (Japanese cedar), 573 nucleotides long. Its product is annotated as myb-related protein 308-like. Bases 1 to 573 code for a protein of 190 amino acids. Lineage: Eukaryota; Viridiplantae; Streptophyta; Pinopsida; Cupressales; Cupressaceae. The record is from RefSeq and is a predicted model, not a curated record. The transcript has 3 exons.